Molecule: messenger RNA, 5853 nt
Organism: Klebsormidium nitens
Lineage: Eukaryota; Viridiplantae; Streptophyta; Klebsormidiophyceae; Klebsormidiales; Klebsormidiaceae
Source: the annotation of a GenBank genome assembly
GAGGUCGACUCAUCCGAGCAGGGAGGGAGCAGGGAGGCAUUUGAAAUGGCGGAUCUUGAAGUGUUCAUACAGGGAUCUCCUGAAGCGCACUCUGGGGCUUCUGCAUGACGCAGAAGACAGGCCCCAUGGCGGAUAUUGCAUCAACCUGCAACCUCGUGGACGACAGGGGUAUGAUAGCUUCUUAGAGUUGGCUUUUGGCUGGUCUUCAUUGAGCUGUUCGCUUGCUGUAGCUGCUUGAUUUGUUUUUGGCGCUACAUUGGGUUCCUGAGAAGCUGAAUGCGCAUAGGAGAGCUGACCUUUGUGGGAAGACCUAGAGUUGCCGCAAAGGUUUGGCCAUUCAGGGUUUUACCCCAGACUCUGAAAGCUAGGGGCAGCUCAACAAGGGGAGCAAUCAGGCGCAUUCUCUACUCAACUGGCUGAUCUACAUUGUUUUUUGGCGGUGGAAUAACAAGGCACCCUACGAGCUAGUAAGGCGGCGGAGACGCCCCAGCCACUUGUGCUCUUUGCUCAUCAGACGCUACAGCCUCAAGCCCGAAUGAGUCGCACUUCCGGGGGGGCCACAAUCACACUAGCAGAGGUUUUCGAGUUGGACAUAGGAACAGCACAAGUGCAAAGGAUGACUCGAGCGUCUGCGGUUAGCUGCCUAAAUCCAUGUGAAGCCCGGAAGCAGCAAUGAGUGUGUGUCGCUGAAGACAACUUGAGCGUCCAUCGCUAGAGGUCCGCUGACAUCAGCAUCAGCGUCAUGCGGCCGGCAGGCGGCCGGGGCUCCUCGGGGGGCCCCUCCUCUGCCAGCACGUCCGGUCCGACCUCCCCCCAACGCAACAACGACACUUGGGAUCUGAGCAUCUUCAAGGUCCCGAAGCCAAAGUCGUGCAUCUUCUGGUGCAAGCACUGUCCCCCCGGCUUGCGCCGCUUCCUCCUAUGGCUGUGGCUCUUUGUCGGGCUUGCGGCAGCGGUGACGGCCGCUGUCAUCAUCAUCCGCAACCUGAAGGUGAACCGGCAGCGGGACUUGGAGCUCGAGUGCAAGAACAGGGCGAACGUGCUGCAGAGCGAGCUGCGCGCAGCGGCGGACCAGGCGCUGAUGUACUCGGGGUUCGUGCUGACGCUGCAAGGGAACCUGACGCAACAAAACUUCCAAACGUUUGGAGAGGCAACAAUUCGCGCUCGGUUUCUUCUUGGGCGCAUCGCCUACUUGAUCCGGGUCACACAGGCGCAGCGGCCACUGCUUGACACGCCCUUCUUCCCCUUCACGCAAUACGCUCCAAACUCGUCAACGAUCCAGGUGCCUCGAGACAAUGCAUCGGAGUAUGCCCUCGUGCGGUAUACAGGGCAGGUGCCGCUGAGGGGUAAUGUCUUUGGCCUCGACCUGGCAGCCGAUCCCGUCCUGUCGCAGACCAUUUUCGAAGCUCGGGACACGGGCAAGGAGCAGCUCUCCCCCCCCCGCAUCCUCUACAACGGACUUCUGGGUUUCGUCAUCGUUUCUGCAGUCUACGAGCCAGUCGCUUUCCCGGAAAGUGCGACUGUGCAGCAGCGUCGGGACGCUUGCAUCGGGUACACCUAUGCGCAAGUGAACGCGCAGUCGCUGGCUAACAACGUGUUUGCCAAUUUCUCUGACACGAGGGUGGAGUCGCGCGUGUAUGACGUCACAACAGAGCCCCCCCAGGACACGAACCUGCUGUAUGCCCGCCACUUCCAAAAUAACAACGGAAGUGGCAGUUCGGCUACGCUGCUCGACCAAGGGACCAACCUCACCGUGAUGCUCCCAAAAUGGAAGCCCGACUACGCAAUUCCAAUUUAUGAGCAAUCCAGGAUCUACUCCUUGCAAUGUAGGAGGACAAACCCGGGUAAUGCCAGGAUCGUGAUGACCGGGGUGGGCUACGCGAUCCUCAUCAUGUUCGUGGUUCUCAUGGCCGCCCUGACCAUGUACAUUUCCUUCAAGCGCCUUGACAGCAUGGAGAAGGAGGCGGCUCGGAUGCAUAUAGUGUCUGAACGACUGUCGAUGGCCAAGGCUGCGGCUGAAGCUGCUGACACUGCAAAAGGCCGCUUUCUGGCAACCGUUUCUCACGAGAUCAGGACCCCCCUGAACGGCGUGUUGGGCUGCAUGUCGCUUUUGUUGGACACUCCGCUGAACGACGUCCAGCUGGACUAUGUGCGGACGGCGCGGGCCAGUGGCAAGGCGCUGGUUGCUCUGGUCAAUGACGUGCUGGAUCUCAGCAAAGUAGAGGCGGGCGCCAUGGAGCUGGAGUGCGAACCAUUCGACAUCCGUUCGUUGAUCGAGGACAUCUUGGGCAUGUUUGCGAGCACGACCCGAGAGAAGGGCCUCGAGUUGGCAGGCCUUGUCAGGGACGGCGUUCCGGAGACGGUCGUCGGCGACGCUGGGAGGAUCCGGCAAGUGCUGAUCAACUUGCUGGGAAACUCGGUCAAGUUCACUCAAAAGGGCAGCGUCUUCGUUUGCGUCUGGGCCGCCCAUUUCCCGAAAAGCGCCCCCCCGACGGCGGAAAGCGACCGUGCCGGGCCAGCGGUUUCCUGGGUCUCGAAGGACGUUCUCGACCUUUCCGGAGGGGGUCGGGGGGCGACCCUCCGGCGCGCGAAGCUCGCAUUCGGCAGCCCGAACAUUCUUGUCGCGCCCGCAGCAGGGCCGUCCGGGAUUGGGGGCAGCUUCCGAGAAGAUGACGGGCGGCGGAUCUCGAAAAGCUCCAUGUUUGGGAGCUUGAGACUAGGCCGAAGCGCCCGGUUUUCAGAGCCAAGCAAACCUGGGGAGCACCCGGGGGGGAUCCUCAAGUCGGCGUCGGCGCUCGGGAGUAGCUCACGGUUCAAGCACGUGACGAUCAGUAUACCGGACCCUGCCGGUGAGGAACCGAGCACGUCCGAGGAGCGGAGGACAGAGGACAGGAGGACUGAGGAGACAACGGCGCGAAGCGCCAGCUUCUCUCAAAAGUUGAAGAUGACGCUCAGCGGGUUGACGAAAGGGGCGCUGCUCCGGAAAGGGGGGGAGCGAGAGGAGGCGGGACGGGCCCCCGAGAAGCAAACCGUCCCCCCCGCAGGGAGCACGGAGGAUUCCGACGGGGCUCGGAGCCGGGCACGGCGGAGAAGCUUUGAGAUCUACGACCGCACUUCGAACUCGAUGCGACGGGAUAUCGAGAUGGGCUCUACGAAGGAGACCCCUGAGGGGAGGCUGCGGGAAGUCGAGAAGGACGCGAGCACCAGGGGGGGAGAGAACGGCUCAGCGAGCGACCUCCCAGAAGAGGAUAUGGAGCUGCGGGUGUUCUUCCGGGUGGAGGACACUGGGCCGGGUGUGCCCCCGAACGUGCAGAGCAAGCUGUUCCGGCCGUUUCAGCAGGCGGACAGCAGUACGAGCCGGAAGUUUGGGGGAACCGGAAUCGGGCUUGUCAUCAGUGAACGGCUGAUCACGCUCAUGGGUGGUUCCGUCAUGGCCUGGAGCGAAACCGACGUCGGCACCAGCUUCCAGUUCGACGUCCACAUGCCCGCCGUUGACCUCGCCCCCCCCACCCCUAGUUCCGGCGGGCAGUCGCCUGUCGCCAACCAUGGGACCAAUUGGCAACAGAGCUCGAGAGCGCCGUCCGAUUUCGAGGGCGCACGCGCGAUUGUGGUUCAAGACGAGGACGUACGACGGGAGGUCGCCGUGGGCAUCCUGCAGCGCAUGCAGAUGCACGUGGUCGGCGUGUGCAACUGCACCGAGGCGCUCGAGCUCGCGGUCGCCGCUUACACUCUCGACGCCGACCAAAAGGCGCGCGGGGAGUCCCCUUCUCCGAGUCCCCGGGGGUACGGGGUCUUGCGGCACCGCCUCACAAAGUCCGGCAUCAGUAGCACGCCAGGCGACGCCGGGAACCUUUUGGACUCGGGGGGGGAGCAAAGCGAGGAGACCGGUGCGGGGGGUUUCGGGCCUGCGCCAGGGAAUGCCAGGUUUGACACCGGCAGUCAGCGGGAGGGGGGUGGGGAGACGGAGAGCACAUCGACGCGGGAAACGAACAGCGAAAGCAGUGCGGGGCAGGUCGGGGGAGAAACGAACGUCGGCGGCACGCGAGAGCGGUCCCAGGCAGACGGCGUAUCCAGUCCCAGUGCCAUUGUUACGACGAAAGCAUCGCACCAGCGGUUGGAGAGUCGGGGAUCCGUAAGCUCGAGCUCGAGUGGGGCCUCCGUCAGCUCUCCGAUCGCCGAUCAGGGACGGUUGCCGUCACUGCAGUUGUGGAACAUGGAGGAGGGAGACGAAUCCGGAGAAGAUAAGGACAUUGAGAAAGUGAUUGCCGCCGGGGAGAAGGCGCUGCGGGCAACCGAGCAGAACGGAGUAAGCGAGUCGGGUUUCACUAACCAGCUGAGUACGAGCGAGAAUAACAGCGCUAACCUGCGAGGUUUGAGUGCGGGUUCUAACGCAACCGGUUCGGCGGCCAGGUUGGGCGCCAACCCGGAAAUCGAGCAGGUUAGUCUCAGCGGUGGGGCAGGCGUGCCCGAGAGCACGACGCCGACGUUCAGGGACGUUAUGGACGGCCUGCCAGUCGGACGGGAGCCGUUCGGGCGGGCCCCCGCCGAUGCUGACGUCAGCGCUGACAUCACCCCAGACGAAGACGCCCGCCUGGCGCUGCAGGACGCGGCGGAAGGGGGGCGGUUUAGGGUGGUCCUGGUAGACGUCGAUUGCGUCGGGAAGGUAUCGGCGCUGGAGUUUGCGAAGCAGGUUAAGGAUGACCCGCGGUUAAGCGAGUUGCUGGUGGUGGGCAUGUGCGUGGGGGGGCCGCACAACCAGGAGAACGGGAGGGGUGACGAAGCGAAGGCGGUCGGGCUGCUGGGACCGGUUUUCAAGCCAUUACGGCGAGGCGCCCUGGCAGCCGUUCUCCACGGUGCAAUGCACCCCGAGGGGGCCGAUUUGCCCCGUAGUCCACCCGGGGAGGAAACCACCCCCACAUCCGGGGGGUCCACGCCCGUAGGGAGCGUCCCCCUGGACGGAAAGAAAAUUUUGGUCGUUGAUGACGUGGCGAUCAACGUCAAAGUGGCCUCGAGAAUGAUUGCGGCGUUCAAAUGCCAGGUGCUGACGGCAGCAAGCGGUCAAGAGGCGAUUGACAUCUUCCGGCGAGAGCAGGGCUCGCUGGACCUCAUUCUCAUGGACGUACAAAUGCCGGAAAUGGACGGGUUCGAGGCGACCCAGAAGAUACGCGAGAUCAUAGCGGAGAACGAGGCGCUUGGCGCUCCCAGGCGGAAGCUGCCCAUACUGGCGCUCACUGCUGACGUCAUGAGCGGGACCAAGGAGGAGUGCCUCAAGGCCGGCAUGGACGGCUACUUGCCCAAGCCCUUGAAUCCCAAGAAGUUGAAGGAGCUGCUGCACGAGUUCAUUGGUAGUGAAUGAUCGUAUGUGGUAUGGGGCUUCCGCUGUUUGCGCCUGAACGCUGCGCUAAGUUGUGUUUUUGAAGAGUAGCGAAUAUCAACUUGCGUGAGUGACCCAAUUCCCAUCUGAAAGCAAUCAAGACUUUAGAGACAUGUGAUAUGUUUCGGAAAAGCUUCUGUAGGUCAGUACGGGCAUGAUUUGAGUACUGUCGAUAGCAUACACUAUACAUUGACACAGCUUCACCGAACAAGGCAGCUCACACUGUGACAGGAAUACUCAACCGGAUUUUAGUGCGCAGACACAAGAUUAACAAAGGUAAAUUCAAAGCAAUGAUCACCGGUCUAAAGUUUGUCUACCGGUCGUUCAACGUCCUUGCCAAGUAAUACGUAAUGUUUCUACCCGGUUGUGUUAAGACUUAGUAUUGAAGGUCUCUCAGUCUGCUGGGCAGCCUGACGGUUUGGGUCGAUGCAUGGUCGUCAGCGGAGCUAGGCUCGGACUCCGGGACUGUAGAAUAAAAG